ACACACAUACAUGCGGACUCACACACACACUCUGAAGGCUAGUGUGUGAGCCAGCCAGCCAGUCAGUCGGUGUGAGUGUGUGAGCCAUGUUGGAUGUGAAUGAACGGGAGGAGAGAUGCUGCUGCCGCGCCGCUCCUAACGCUCAGACCUCCAGCUCCACGGACCACAGCGGGUAGAUGCCAACUCUCCAGGCUGACAGAGAGACGGGGGAGCCUGGGGGAAGGUGUCGGGCGGUGCUGGCGGUCCUGGAACUGGCCACAUAGCCGGAACGAAGGACAGAGAGAAGUAACGGGGGAGAAGGGAAGGCACACUCGUGAGAGAGAAAGAGAGAAUAGGCAGAGGUGGAAGAGGGAGAAAGGAGGGGAGACACAGAGAAAGGAGAAGACUAAAUGGCUGCACCGCUACCGGGCUUUACCCCGCUCCUGCUCUCAUCUCUGGCACUCCACCUGCUUCUCCUCGGCCCUUUGUUCGCCUUCACCCCGGGGACGGUGAAUACAGGAGGAGUUUCCAACAGAUGGACCCCGGGCCUCUGCUAUCGAGACGCCGGUAAAGUGAGCCAGCAGCAACAGCAACACCAGUGCGAGGAGGCAAGGGAGUCGCCGAGGGGCAGCUGGAAUCUACGCCCAAGCAGGUGGACCGUGGAGCGGAUACAGAGAGAGGGAUGCUCGGGAGUGCAGCGCGCGGGAGAGACGCUGAGAGGAUAUCUGCGCGAUGGAGCGAAGGGGAGGCGGAAAGAAGGACCGAAAGGAGUCGGGACGUUUUGGAAGACUGCAGACGGCCCUCCGGCUCCAUCGCCACCUACUCUCCAACUCCACCCCGGUAUUAGGAGCAGGUUGAACUCCGAUGGCGUCGGUGGAGGAGAGAGAGUGGAAAGAGGAAGGCUGGGCAGAAAGGGCGUUGUUUCACCUCCCACUUCACCUGUUUCCACCCCCUCGCUGGUUCAAAACGGUAAAAAACGGGCAGUACAAAGGACUAGAGCGUGCGCGCAACGGUGGCCGGCGUCGCGACCACACCUCGCCAAACGUGGUGCCGCCGGAGCCUUUGUGCACGCCUCUGGCCUGAACGGGGCACCCGGAAGUGGAGGGAGGAGAGGGGGAGAGGUGUGGGAGAGGGCUCCUGAGGUGAAGAGACUGCUUGCUGCAUGGUGCUCCCCGACACACUGGCCGUGCCCCGACAAACCACCCCUCUCCGUGGCCAGCACUCCCUCACCUGGCCUCGUCCCAGCUGGUUUCUCUCACUGCAUUCAUUCUCUUUCUGGAUACAUUUUACCCCACGCUGAUGCUUCAAACACAUUCAAACCUACUUUUACCAACAAUUCAGACUGUGUCCGGGCAUCUCAAUUGGAUUGCGUGUGUAAUUUUCAUAACAUUCAGCAACAGCUAGUUUACAGGAACGGCAACAAGGCGAAGCGCUGGGAUGGCUCAGUCAGCGUGAACAGGAGGGCUGGCAAUUGUUCUCAUUUGGGCUGGCAUAAUGUUAUCGAUCCCAACAGGAGCAGGGAGAGGGGUGACGAUAGCGGUUUGACGGGGUGCAUUAGAGAGAAUGGGGGAGGGCCGAGAGGUGGGGGAGAUGAGGGGAGGGAAGCGUACAGGUGUAGCCCGCUGGAGGAGAUUAGCAAUCUAGGUUGUUGGUUACCUCCUCUCUGUGAAGCAAGGUCUAAGCGUGCCAGAGUUAUUCAUGAAAGGAAGGAAAGAGAGGUAAAUGAUGGGAGAGGGGGAGGGAUGAGCCACAGCAGCAAACACAUUCAUUUAUCUAAUUAUCCGGAUAAUGGUUUGGCUUUUCUGAUACUGAAGCUCUCGUGUAGUACUGAUAAUGAGCUUCAGCGGGGGAAAUCAGCACCAGGAACCGAGGGGCAGAGCAGUCAAACCCGGAGAGAGAGCAGGGCGGACAGUGUGGGUCCCAGUGGUGGCUCUGGUUGUUUAGACAGAGAAGAAAUGGGGGGUGGAUAUUUAGCUGAAUUUACGACACCCGAGAGAGGCAUAGCUCCGAGGAAGCGCCUCAUCCAAAUUGCCCUCAGCAGCAUUAUUUCAGAGACGCCCUGCCAGCAGUCCCCAUCCAACAAAACCACCGUCCCCCAAAACGCGUCAAAAUACUCUGAAUACUCUGGCUCUGAAGUUACUGAAACAGCGCCCACUCAAACAGAAACAGACGAGAGCUGGGAAAGUGGGAGACGAGUCACAGCGCUCAGUCUGUCUGCUGGAAAAGUGAGAGCAACUUCAGAGACACAGUCUGCCGGUGACUCAGGCUUUUCCUCGCCUGCUGAGUUUCCCGCUACAUCUCCCAGUCACUCUGAAGCAGCAGUGCAGCCUGCAGCAGAGUACCUGUCGCUCGUCUCUGCAGUUAACCUGACCACAUGGUCUGCGCGUUCGCUACACUCCCCCCGUGUAGAGCAGCUUUCAGCACGACGGACAGCUCCUCUAGACGCUGGGCGCGUGUUUUUGUGGAGCAAGUCCAACACUAAUAAUAAUAAUGAUAAUAAUAAUAAUAAUAAUAAUAAUAAUAAUAAUAAUAAUAAUAAUGAGGAAGAAGAGAGAGGCGGCGGGGGAAAUAGAUAUGAGUCUGAAAUAGAAAAUUCGCUGUGGCCUGGUCAAACGCAGUGGGAAAGCGCGCAGAGAGCGAUGGCUCACCCAGGAUGCUCUGGUAGCAUUUCCACUGACUGCUCAGCUACCGCGCGCGAGGACGGUGCACAUAUGCAAUUAAAACCCGGUAAGCAAGUGCCACUAGAGCCCGAAGGUGUCAAACAGGCAACGGGGCGGCAGAUGGGAGAUAAAGGAGAAAGGCAGAGGGAGGAAGAGGGCUUUGAGGGGUCCUCUGUUGCUGCUGCCUCUGUUUGGGGAGGAAAAUUUCAGGUGGGGGAGGGCCAGAGAGAGGCGCGGCUGAUGGGAGGGAGAGAAACAGGGGCAGAGGAGGAGGAGGAGUGGGAGAGGGGAAGGAGAAUAACAAAGGCAAGCCAGGCAGAGGAGAAUGAGGCAAAGGGAGAGAAGGGUCAGGACAGGGGCAGCAGCACCACCAUCACACAGCCAGAUAGCAAAAUAGGGAAGAAAGAAAGCCAGGGGGAUGAAAGCCACCAGGGAGGAGGCAGAGGGGAGGUGGAGGGGAAGGAAAAGAAAAAGCACAGCUCAAUGGGAGAGAGGAGCCUGGAACAACUGAUAAUCGUAGCAGAUGAUGAUACCUCACAGGGAGAGACUGAGAGAAAGAUUUUCAUGCCAUGGUCUCGCUCGAAACGUGCAGCCAAUAGGCAUCCCCAUUUCUCCCAGUACACCUACCAAGUACAUGUGGCUGAAAACCAGCCGCCUGGCACAUCAGUGAUCAUCAUGUCCGCCUCAGACCCAGAUGGAGGAGAUGCAGGCAAGCUGAGCUACACAAUGGCCCCGCUGAUGAACAGUCGAUCAUCCGACUACUUCCACAUUCACCCAGACACCGGCCUCAUCACCUCCACUCAGAUUCUUGACCGAGAGCAUAUGGACCUACAUUACUUCCGGGUCACGGCGACUGAUCAUGGCUCCCCUCGCCUCUCUGGCACCACAAUGGUGUCCAUCACUGUUUCAGACCGGAAUGAUCACUCUCCUAUAUUUGAGCAGUCAGAGUACAGGGAGACGAUUAGGGAGAAUGUGGAGGAAGGCUAUCCCAUACUACAGCUGAGAGCGACUGAUUCAGACUCCCCAUCCAAUGCCAAUAUUCGUUACCGGUUUGUUGGUGACUCAGCUACAAUGGCACGGGCGGCCUUUGAGAUUGACCCUCGCUCUGGCCUCAUUACAACCCGUGGGUCAGUGGACCGGGAAACGAAUGAACACUACACCCUGCAGGUGGAAGCCAGCGACCAGGGGAAAGAUCCGGGGCCGCGCUCUGCUACCGUUAAAGUUUUCAUCACCGUGCUGGAUGAAAAUGACAAUGUGCCACAGUUCAGUGAGAAACGCUAUGUGGUGGCAGUGAAGGAGAAUGUCAGGCCUCAUUCUGAAAUUCUCCGUGUCAGCGCCACAGACCGGGACAAAGAUAGUAAUGCUGUUGUUCACUACAACAUCAUCAGUGGCAACAGCCGUGGGCAGUUUUCCAUUGACAGCGUCACUGGUGAGAUCCAGGUGGUGGCACCACUAGACUAUGAGGCCGAACGAGAGUACACGCUCCGCGUUCGCGCACAGGACAACGGGCGGCCACCCCUUUCUAACAACACUGGGAUUGUCAGCGUCCAAGUGACAGACGUCAACGACAAUCCGCCCAUCUUUGUCUCCACACCAUUUCAGGCAUCAGUGCUUGAGAGCGCCCCGAUUGGUAGUUCAAUCCUCCACAUCCAGGCCAUUGAUACAGAUUCUGGUGACAAUGCUCGUCUGGAGUACAGGCUAACUGGCACAAGCUCUGACACCCCAUUUGUUAUCAAUGCCGCAACAGGCUGGGUCACCGUCAAGUCUAUUCUUGACAGAGAAUCUGUGGAGCACUACUUUUUUGGCGUGGAGGCCAGGGAUUAUGGCAUGCCCCCUCUUUCCGCUACAGCCAGUGUGACUAUAACAGUGAUGGAUGUUAAUGACAACCGCCCUGAGUUCCUCCAAAAGGAGUACUAUGUCAGACUGAACGAGGACGCAGCGGUUGGCACCAGCGUAGUGACUGUCACAGCUGUGGAUCGUGACGUCAACAGUGCCGUGACCUACCAGAUAACAGGAGGAAACACCAGAAACCGCUUUGCUAUCAGCACGGCGGGAGGGGGUGGGCUUCUCUCUCUAGCUCUCCCACUGGACUACAAACAGGAGCGGCGCUACGUUCUCACUGUCACUGCCUCAGACAGAACCCUCCACGACACCUGUCAGGUGCACGUCAACAUCACAGACGCCAACACACACCGCCCUGUUUUCCAAAGCGCCCAUUACUCUGUUAGUGUGAACGAGGACCAGCCACCUGGAAGCACCAUAGUCGUGAUCAGUGCCACAGACGACGAUGUUGGCGAGAAUGCUCGAAUCACGUACUUCCUCGAGGACAAUAUCCCACAAUUUCGCAUCGACCCAGCAACAGGAGCCAUAACGCUCCAGGCAGAGCUUGACUAUGAAGACCAGAUGACCUACACAUUGGCUAUAACAGCCAAAGACAACGGCAUACCGCAGAAAUCAGACACGACAUACGUUGAGGUGAAUGUUAAUGAUGUCAAUGACAACGCUCCUCAGUUCCUCAGUCCCAGGUAUCAGGGAACAGUGAGUGAAGAUGCCCCUUCCUACACCAGUAUUCUCCAAAUCUCAGCCACCGAUCGGGAUGCACACGCCAACGGUCGUGUUCAAUACACCUUCCAAAACGGUGAGGAUGGGGGUGGAGACUUUACCAUUGAACCAAAAUCCGGGAUCGUCCGAAAUAGCAGACGUUUGGAUCGCGAGAACGUGCCAUUCUAUGAGCUCACUGCCUACGCUGUUGAUCGCGGUGUACCCUCUCAGCAAACUCCUGUCCACAUCCAGGUGACAGUCCUCGAUGUGAAUGACAACGCCCCUGUUUUCCCCGCUGAUGACUUUGAGGUUUUAGUAAAAGAAAACAGUGCUGUGGGUUCUGUGGUGGCACAGAUAACAGCCACCGACCCUGAUGAGGGUGCCAAUGCUCAGAUCAUGUACCAAAUUGUAGAGGGCAACAUCCCAGAGAUCUUCCAGAUGGACAUCUUUUCAGGAGAGCUCACUUCCUCUUCUAUCCGUUCACCUAACUGGCUGCCCUCUGCUAUCUUCUUCAACUCUUCAGAUGGCGUCCACAGCAUUUCGGCUCAGUGUGUUCUCCGCGUCCUCAUUAUCACAGAGGACAUGUUGGGCAGCAGUGUCACUGUCCGCCUUCAGAACAUGUCCCAGGAGCACUUCCUGUCACCACUGCUGGGAACCUUCUUGGAAGGUGUGUCCGCUGUUCUCUCAGUUCCUGUUGAGGAUGUUUUCAUCUUCAACAUUCAACCGGAUCUGGAUGCGGCACCCGGAGGAAUCCUGAAUGUCAGCUUCUCUGCCGCGUUGCCGGGCGGACAUUUCUUUCCCUCUGAGGCCCUGGAGGAGCAGCUGUACCUGAACAGGCCGAGGCUGACGUCACUGACACAGAUGGAGGUCCUCCCGUUUGAUGACAACGUGUGCUUGCGGGAGCCUUGCCAGAACUACAUGAAGUGCAUCUCAGUGCUGCGUUUCAACAGCUCUGCCCCCUUCAUCUCCUCACCCUCCAUCUUGUUCCGGCCCAUCCACCCCAUCGCAGGACUACGCUGCCGCUGCCCAGUGGGAUUCACGGGUGAUUACUGUGAGACAGAGAUCAACCUGUGCUACUCCAACCCCUGUCUGAACGGAGGGGUGUGUGCCCGCAGAGAGGGAGGGUACACCUGUAUCUGCCGCGAAGACUACACCGGUGAUCGUUGUGAGUUUGACCACCGGCAGGGCAGGUGCAUGCCAGGUGUGUGUCGUAACGGAGGGACAUGCCGGGAGCUUUCGGGUGGGGGUUUCCGAUGUGAGUGCCCGCCAGGAGCCUAUGAGCGACCGUACUGCACCGUCACCGCCCGGUCCUUCCCGCCCAAGUCCUUUGUCAUGUUCCGGGGGCUCAGACAGAGAUUUCACCUCUCCAUCUCAUUAACAUUUGCCACUCUGGAGAACAGUGGUCUUCUCUUCUAUAAUGGACGCUUUAACGAGAAACAUGACUUCAUUGCCUUAGAGAUCCAAGAAGGACAAGUGGUGUUCAAAUACUCCACAGGUGAGUCAUCCACCCAGGUGAGUCCCUUCCUGCCAGGGGGUGUGAGCGAUGGUAACUGGCAUACAGUUCACAUCCACUACUACAACAAGCCUGCUACACGUUAUCCCAAGCGCAGUAUGAGUGGUGAGGCUCAGGGUCCGUCAGAUGAGAAGAUUGCUGUGGUGAGCGUCGAUGACUGUGAUACAGCCUUGUCACUUCGCUUUGGUACGCAGCUUGGAAAUUACAGCUGUGCUGCACAGGGCAAACAAACCAGCAGUAAGAAGUCUCUGGACUUGACUGGUCCAUUAUUUCUGGGUGGAGUCCCUAAUGUGCCAGACAACUUUCCCUUUGGCACCAGGGAGUUUAUCGGUUGCAUGAAAGAGCUGCACAUCGAUAGCAAACCGCUGGACAUGGCUGGAUUUAUCGCCAAUAAUGGAACGCUUCCUGGCUGCAGUGCCAAAUAUCCCUUCUGUAAGUCCAAUCCGUGUCAGAACGGAGGAACCUGCAGGGUGAGCUGGGAGACUUUCUCCUGUGACUGUCCCCUAGGAUACGGUGGGAAGGACUGCAGCCACGUGAUGACACACGUACACCGCUUUCUGGGUAACAGCGCCCUCUGGUGGGACCUGAAGAAUGACGUAACCAUCUCCGCACCCUGGUACCUCGGCCUGGUGUUCAGAACCAGAGCCCGUGAAGGGACUUUGCUGCAGGCCCAGGCUGGCCAGUAUAUCAGCCUGGUGUUCCAGGUAAUUAAUGGUCAGCUGGUCUUUUCGGUGACCCGCGGCUCAACCAGACCGGUGCGUUUGCGGUUGGAUCAGGUUCAAGUGGCAGACGGCCGGUGGCACGACCUCCAGCUGGAGCUGCGAGACGUUCGCAGUGGCCGCGAGACUCGCUAUGUCGCCACACUGCGGCUGGACUUUGGACUCUAUCAGGGAACAGUGAUAGUGGGAAAUGAGAUUCAUGGUUUGAAGGUGAAACAUCUGCAUGUUGGAGGAGUGCUGGGAUCUGGGGAGGUUCAGAACGGGAUAAGAGGAUGCAUACAGGGCGUUCGAUUGGGCGUGAGACCGGACGCCCCCGCUCUGCCCCGCCCCUCUAGAGCUGUCAAAGUGGAAACUGGCUGCAGUGUCGGUAAUCCCUGCCUCUCGUCUCCCUGUCCAGCUCAUAGCCGUUGUUCCGACCAAUGGGAGAGGCACACCUGUCUAUGUGAACCCGGUUAUUAUGGGAAAAGCUGCACUGACGCCUGUCAUCUAAAUCCAUGUGAGAAUGAGGCUCACUGCCACAGGAAGCCCAGCUCUUCCCAUGGAUACAUUUGUGACUGCGGAGACAACCACUACGGGCAAUACUGCCAGCACAGGAUUGAUCAUCAGUGUCCCAGGGGUUGGUGGGGAUCUCCAACCUGUGGACCGUGCCACUGUGACACCAAUAAAGGCUUCGAUCCUGACUGUAAUAAGACCAGCGGACAGUGUCAGUGCAAGGAGUUCCACUUCCGUCCGCGAAACUCGGACACCUGCCUGCCGUGCGACUGCUACCCUGUGGGGUCCUUCUCGCGGGCAUGCGACCCAGAGUCAGGACAGUGUCAGUGCAGGCCUGGCGUAAUUGGUCGCCAGUGCAACUCAUGCGACAACCCUUUUGCAGAGGUCACAAACUCAGGCUGUGAAGUCAUUUAUGAUGGUUGUCCAAAGACCAUUACUCAGGGGAUCUGGUGGCCACGUACCAAGUUCAACCUGCCUGCCGCUGUGCCCUGCCCCAAAGGCUCUGUCGGUGCAGCCAUUAGACACUGUGAUGCGGAGAGAGGCUGGUUGGAGCCGGACCUUUGCAACUGCACUUCACCUCCGUUUGUGGAGCUCAGUGCUGCUCUCGAUUCCCUGGAGCGCAACGAGACAGAGCUGAACACCAUCAUGGAGAAGAAGCUUGCCCACCAGCUCCGUGAUGUAACCGAGGCUACCACCCGGCUCUAUGGCAAUGACCUGCAGAUAGCUGAGCGGCUGCUGUCACGCCUACUUACAUUUGAGACCCAGCAGAGUGGCUUCGGACUUACCGCCACCCAGGACGCGUACUUCAACGAGAACGUCCUGCGAGGCUGCAGUGUGCUGUUGGGUCCGAGCACCUCUGGGCUUUGGCGUGCUCUCGCUCAGAGUCAGAACCACAUCCCAGGCGGCGGUCCGGGAGCGCUGACGGAGCUACUGGAGCAGUACGCCAAGAAUCUGGCUCAGAACAUGAAACUCACCUACCUCAACCCGGUGGCGCUGGUUGCUCCCAACAUUGUUAUGAACCUGGACCGCAUGGAGAACCACACCCAUGUGCGGAGGCGUUUCCCACGCUACCACACCACCCCGUUUCGUGGUCAGGCUUUUUGGGAUCCCUAUACUCAUGUGAUACUGCCCCCUGCUGCCCUGGUGCCACAACGGCAGCGGCUGCAUAACUGGAAGGAGAAGGAGAGGACGGAAAAAGAACUUUCAGCCUCAGAUCCUCAAAACACCGCUUCGGCGCCUGUCAGUAUCUCGGCCAAUCAGACAGGAGAAUACACUGCGGCAAAACAUACUGCUGCGUUGCCUGAGCCGCCCAUAACCAUCGUGAUCCUGCUCAUUUACCGAAGUCUGGGUGCUGCCCUUCCUCCCAAGUACCACACAGACAGACGAGGAGUGAGGCUUCCCAGACAUCCAGUAAUGAACUCCCCGGUGGUCACUAUCUCUGUCUACAACAACCAGACGUUUGUGGGCGGACAUUUAGAGCAACCCAUCUUACUGGAGUUCAAGCUGCUAGAGACGGCCAAUCGCAGCAAGCCUCUGUGUGUACAAUGGAACCACAGCAGCCCGUAUGAGAUGGGAGGUUGCUGGACGGUGAGAGACUGUAUGGUGGUGUACAGAAACACGUCUCAUGUGCGCUGUCAGUGCCAGAGACUGGGCACCUUUGGCGUGCUGAUGGACAGUUCGCAGAGAGAGCAGUUGGAGGGCGACCUGGAGACCCUGGCCCUGGUCACAUACUCUUCUUUGUGCGUCUCCAUGCUGGCGCUGCUCCUCACUGUCCUGGUGCUCUCCUGUCUCCGGGGCCUGAAGUCUAACACCAGGAGCAUCCAUUCAAACACAGCGGCAGCCAUGUUAUUAUCAGAGCUGGUGUUUUUGCUUGGGGUCAAUCAGACUGAACAACAGUUCCUGUGUACGGUCGUCGCCAUCCUGUUGCAUUACUUCUUCAUGUCCACGUUCGCCUGGAUGUUCGUGGAAGGUCUUCAUAUCUACCGAAUGCAAACAGAACAACGCAACAUCAACUAUGGAGCCAUGAGAUUCUAUUACGCCAUUGGCUGGGGCGUUCCCGCCAUUAUCACAGGCCUGGCGGUAGGUUUGGACCCAGAGGGUUAUGGAAACCCAGACUUCUGUUGGAUAUCCAUCUAUGACAAACUAAUCUGGAGCUUCGCUGGUCCCAUCGGCAUCGUCAUACUGUUGAAUGGGGGCAUUUUCACCAUUGUAGCCAAGAUGUCGUGUAACCCAUCUCAGAAAGAGACCAAGAAACUUCCUGUCAUCGCCACUAUCUGUAAUGCCUUCUUGCUGUUGCUGGUGGCCACCUCCACCUGGCUGUGUGGUCUGAUGGCUGUAAAUAACAGCAUACUGGCUUUCUACUACAUAUUUGAUGUCCUCUGCCUAGUACAGGGUCUGUCAGUGAUGCUAGUCUUCACCGUGUUCAACUCAGAAGUUCAGGAGGCAUGGAGAGUCGCCUGUUUGGGUAAAAAGAGUCCUGGAGAAGAUCCCCCAAGACCACCGCAGAGCACAGCACAGAACCCCUAUCACAACGCUUCACUGUUGGAGCAGAGCGGGCUGCACCGCAUCACACUGGGAACCUCCACAAUCUCCUCCGUCAGCUCUGCCAGAGAAAACCUUUUGGCUCGUCAGACUCUGGAGCAAAACAUCGUCCACACUGGUGCAACCGACCUGGAUGUAGCCAUGUUCCACAGAGACGGGGGUGAAGAUUCCGACUCAGACUCGGAUCUCUCUAUGGAGGAAGAGCGCAGUCUCUCCAUUCCUUCUUCGGAAAGCGAGGACAACGUCCGUCUCCGUGGCCGCAUCCAGCGGCGAUUCAAGCGCUCCAAUCACGGCGAGCGCCUGCUCACAGAGCCCGCCAACAACGGCACCAAAGGAAUCCUCAAGAACCGUCUUGGCUGUCCUCCCGCACUCCAGGGUCUUUCCAGUAUGGGCCGGGUCCCCAGUGAGCUCAACUGGUACCGAACCUCUACUCUUGGCCACCGAGGUGUUCCUGCUGCCUCCUACGGUCGUAUGUACUCUGCCACAGCUGGUGCCACUGGAGGCUCCGGCUCUCUCUCCCAGCCAGCUUCCCGCUACUCCUCUAGGGAGCACCUGGACUCGCUUGCACGGAGGCAGCUGUCCAGGGAUCCACUCGGGAGGCAGACGGUCGGAGGAUCAAGAGACCGGUUGGACUGCCGAGGCUCCAGGGACAACCUGGAUCUCUUACCCAGGAGGAGAGAGCUGGGGCUGGGGCAGGGGUCAAUGUUAGGGACCCUGGAUCACCAGCGAGUCUCAUUAUCCAGGGAGAACUUGACAGGAUCCAGGGACAGACUAGACAACCACCAUGCUACUGGCUUCCACGGAUCGAGGGAGGAUGUGAGUGGAAACGGAGGGGCUGUCAGUGCCGGGAUUGAGGGAUACCUCGGCGGAUCAAGGUUGCAGCUGAGCUCGCUGACUCGGCGACAGGCCUCAUCCCGGGAGCACCUCGAAGAAGCUCUCGUGAGCAGUAGAUCAAGGGAGCAACUUGACACCAAUGGAAUGGGAGCCCAGGCCCAGCCGUGUCGGGAGUGGCUCCGCACUCUGCCACCCCGCCAGCCUUCACACCCUGACCAGCCGCCCUCCUCUUCUCCUCCUCCCCCGAUAUCUGAGGAGCCUCAGCAGGAGCACCUACCUCCUUCAGCUCACGCCAGAGGACGACUGGACUCAGCUUCAUGUAGGUUUCCUGGUCAGGUCGCCCCCCAGGUCGCAGGUUCAAAUCCAAACCCCUUGGGUCGACAACCGUCCAGUGAACACCUGGAUAUUCUUUCCUCCAUUUUAGCAUCCUUCAAUUCCUCUGUCCUCACUCCUCCCCCUGCUGCCCCAAACACUGGUCCAAACGGCUCCGUCCACGGACCCUCCCCAUCCCCGUCCCAGUCUGCCACCUCCCAUAGCAUAUCUGAAGUCUCCCCUGACUCGGAAGCCAACAGAAGUGAGGGACAGUCUUGAUGACAACCUCCGCAUCCCUUAAUGCAUUGCUACAGUGCUGGGGUCACAUUGGACAUGUUCAAAGGUCGCGGAUGGACCUGAAGCACCGGGACAACCUGGAACAUUCGAGGACAGGGAAACAAAACCGAGACAGAGGAAACGCAGAGACACAAAGACGGACAAAACAUCCAAUGAUAACACAGAUUCAAGAGAAAGUCAGUGGGCGGCGUGUACUGUGUAAAGAGUUUUCGAGUGUCACCGCCUACGGCGAACGACGAUGUUUCUGUGGACGAUGAGUCAACCACCUCUACUACCUACAAACUCUUAAAGGCAAAAACACAAACUCCUCAGAUUUCAAACAAACGAGAUCCGUCAAAAUGAAAAAAAAAAAAGAAACUGUAAAUAACAUUUUUAUACAUUUUGUAUCUUUUUCAUUGGAGAUGAAGAAGAAAUCUCUUGUGAUGUUUCUUUUUUUUUUUUUUAAAUGACUGUGCUCAUGUGAGGUUGUGAGUGAGGUUGGUGUGAGUGCAGUCUUGGUCGUUGCUGAGGGGGGGGGGAUCCCCCUCCCCACAAAAAGAAAAAAAAAAACCAAAUUUCUCCCUAAAAAAGGUUUUCCCUAGAAACAUUUCCUCACACGCAUCAACUUUAUGUAUAGCGACAGGGGUCUGGCAAUAGAAUCGAAUGAGAUUAUCAAAACCGCGAGAUGUGGUUGGAGGGAAAAUAUCGAAGCAGGAGGAGGAAGUGAUUGUAAAUAGAAGGAGGAGUUAUUUUAAGAGAUUUGAUGGAGCGAGAUGAUUGUGCAGAGAAAAAGACUGAAGGUUUAAAGUUGGCGGCUCAACAGUUAAAAAGCUCAGUCACAAGUGUCAAUGCAUCAGCUCUGUGCUGUAUAUGAAUGUGACCUUGUCAUCUAUCUGUGUAUCUUCAUGCCUGGUGCUAUCUGAACCAGACCAUAUCAGACGGCUGAUAUUACAAGACCAUAUCUGUAGCGUUCUGGAGACCUGGUGGGUGAAGGUUGAUAUCUCUGUCUGCCUCUCUGGAUGAGGAUGUAUCGCGUAACAACCGUUUAAAUCCCCUCAAAGUUUUGUGCACUUUGAUGCCUGCCUCGAGGGACGACACAGGAGCAGCCGAACCUCAAGACCAUUCGUAAAAGCUUCUCCGCAAAACUAAACCAAAGGGACUUAAAAUCUGUAUGAAACCCUGAUAUUCUUCUGUUUCCUCUGAUGGAAAUGAUUUGUGCAGGGCGCGUUGUAGCUCGGUUUUGUUAAAUCAUGAUCUUUUUCAGUAAGAAGUCUCAAAUGAAAAGCUGUUUCUCUUCACGAGGCCGCGAUCAGCGCUACUACAUAACCCGCAUAACUGUUUGGCAUUUUAUUUUACCCGCGUAGUACAUAAGCAAGCGGAUUUUCAUGUGGGAAGGGAGCGGAUAAGACUCAUCGUAACACACUCAGAUAUUUGUUCGAAGACAUGAAAGCAGCCCUGUGGUAUGUUCACAGCAUGGUGCCAAUCUGAAUAUUUAAAUUGCUCCUUUAUAUUUGAGAAAUUCAACAGAAAAGAAGCUCAUGCUUCAGAAACAAUCCAACACGAGCCCACAAAAAAAACAUGAAAAUUGAUUUUUAUUUAUUUAGAUUCUCAUUUAGAUGGUUUCACAAAAAACGAGUUAUCUUUCAAGAUCCGUCUUCUGCGGCAGAUUGCAGAGGGGUGAGGAGAUGUCAGCUGUGUCAGCGCUAAAAGCCUCUAAGUGGUUUCGAGAUGCAGGUCUUUCCAUCAGCAGCUGCAUCUUUCUCGCAGCUGUCGGAGGAAGCCCAGAGUUCAGCCCUUAAGGUAACAACACAUGGGCGUUUUCAGGAGUGGAGACGGGGACAGGGAGGCUUUUUUCUAUAGAAAACUACAGUGGGUUGUAAAAACUGAAGGAAAAUGGGAGUUCUGUGUUGCCAACAUGUGUUGUCUGUGUCUUUGAGCAGAAAACAGCCAAAAGCCAAUGCAAAAAGUAAUAAAUAAAAAAAUAAGGCUAAGAUAUUGCAUAACGGGAAAGAUUUUUUUUAAAAGAUACCAAAUCAGGCAAGGUUGCAAGAAGAACAAAUUGGGUCAGGAAACAUGACUGCAGAAAUGUAGCCGCAGGGAGGAAGGCGUGGAUGUUACUCAUCACAGGGAGACAGAGAAAAAAAAGACACGUGGAUGGAAACGCUCGAAGUGGAAAUAAACACACACCUUACAAAUAAGUGCAUAUCUGCCUGCUCUGACCGCUGCUCUGCCGGUCCCGUGUCCCUGAGACGUGACAAGCACAACCUAUUUGCGACAGUAUUAUUGCCAAAAAAGUCCCGAGUGCAGCGCAACACCACCCACCGGUCUGUUAGCCUGACAAAUCCUAUUUUCUUCUCCAUCUAUAUUUUUCUUCAGCUGAUCUUCAACUUUGAAAGACAUGAGAUUUACUUUAUUUAUUGAUAAUUUAUUGACACUGUAUUGGUUAUUUAUUUUCGCCAUCUGAAUGAGAGGAUGUUGAGGAAGCGUGUGUGUGUGUGUGUGUGCAAAUGUUCUUGUUGUCAUAUGUAACAUUUCCUGUCAUCUGACUCUCACGGCUACAAAUCCACAGAUGAAAGGCAAGAAAAGAAUCCGAACUUACACCUGGAAUUCAAAUCGGAAGAGUUUAGUCAGUAUUCAAACUGGAUCUGUUGUCUAAUCUUAACUGUUAAUCUAUCCAAUUAAUGUGCUGAAAUAACAGAGGACUCUUAACUACAGGUUUAACAGUAGUUCGGACCAAUCCGAGCCACAGAAGCGAGGGCAUACAAACAAACAAGCAAAAACCAACAACAACAACAAAAGAUGAUUAGAGACAAAAAGAGAGGAACAUAGAGAGGUGGAGAGAUGAUGGGCGGUUGUAUUUGUUAGCUUGUGUGUUCAUUAUUGGAUGCCUUCUAUCUUGCCGUCUGGAUGGAAACAGCUGUUCCCCUGUUACCGCGGAAACAAGAGAAAUGUUGGACAUUAAAAAAGAAAAAAAAUGACUUAUUCCUACAAG
This is a messenger RNA of Neolamprologus brichardi, 14859 nucleotides long. Lineage: Eukaryota; Metazoa; Chordata; Actinopteri; Cichliformes; Cichlidae. The record is from RefSeq and is a predicted model, not a curated record.